Messenger RNA from Erigeron canadensis, 1557 nucleotides. RefSeq names its product probable N-acetyltransferase HLS1. Bases 48 to 1292 code for a protein of 414 amino acids. The record is from RefSeq and is a predicted model, not a curated record. NCBI's taxonomy places the organism in Eukaryota, Viridiplantae, Streptophyta, Magnoliopsida, Asterales, Asteraceae. Gene Ontology annotation, molecular function: acyltransferase activity, transferring groups other than amino-acyl groups. The transcript is spliced from 3 exons.
AUCACCACCUAUAUAUCCAUAUACAAAAAUAUAUAUAAAAAAAAAAGAUGGCAGAAGUAGAAGGUGGUGGUGGUGCAGAAGGUCAAGCAAUAGUAGUGAUACGAGAAUACAAUCAUAAAACAGACAAUGAAAGAGUUGAACAAGUUGAGAGUCGAUGUGAAGUGGGUCCUAAUGGUCAACUUUCUCUAUAUACUGAUCUUUUAGGUGAUCCUAUUUGUAGAGUUCGUAACUCUCCUGCUUUUCUCAUGCUUGUGGCGGAAAUAGUGAGUAACGGUGGAGAAGGUUCAGCGGAGAUAGUGGGAAUGAUAAGGGGGUGUAUAAAAACCGUUACAUGUGGACAAAAACUGUCACGAAGUAGUAAAACCGGCGAACAACCUAAAACAUUACCGGUUUUUACCAAGCUUGCAUAUAUUUUAGGCCUACGUGUCUCUCCGGCUCACCGGAGAAUGAGAAUCGGAUUAAAGCUAGUGAAUAAAAUGGAAGAAUGGUUUAGAAAUAACGGGGCCGAGUAUUCAUAUAUAGCGACGGACGAUAGUAACGAAGCGUCAGUAAAUCUUUUCACUGGAAAAUGCGGUUACUCUAAGUUCCGAACGCCUUCCGUGUUAGUCCACCCGGUUUUUGCACACAAUCUACCGCUAAGCAAAAAUGUGAACAUAAUAAAGUUAAUGCCAAAUGAAGCCGAGUCACUUUACCGAAACCGGUUCUCAACUACCGAGUUUUUCCCGCGUGACAUUGAUUCGGUACUCAACAACAAGCUUAAUCUUGGGACCUUUCUAGCGGUCCCAAGAGGGUACAUUUGGGUAGGACCAGAUAAAUUUUUAUCUGACCCGCCCGAAAAUUGGGCUAUCAUGAGUGUGUGGAAUUGUAAAGACGUUUUUAAGUUAGAAGUCAAAGGGGCAUCAAAGUUAAGAAAAGGGCUAGCUAAAACAACCCGGGUUCUAGACAGGGUUUUUCCUUUUUUAAGGUUACCUUCACUACCCAAGAUUUUUAGCCCAUUUGGACUUCACAUGUUAUAUGGUUUAGGUGGUUCAGGCCCAAUGUACACUAAACUUUCCAAGGCUUUGUUUGGGUAUAGUCAUAAUUUGGCUAAAGAGUACAAAUGUGGUGUGGUGGCAACUGAGGUGUCAAGUGAGGAUCCACUUAAGUCAGUAUUACCACAUUGGAAAGUGUUAUCCUUCAAUGAUUUGUGGUGUAUAAAGAGACUUGGGGAAGAUUAUAGUGAUGGAUCAGUGGGUGAUUGGAGAAAGUCUCAACCUGGUUUAUCCAUUUUUGUUGAUCCUAGAGAGUUCUAACUUUAAUAUAUAUAACAAUAUAAGAAGAAGAAGAAUGAAGAAGAAAGAUAGUUGGUGGUCUAGUUACCUUGCUUCAAGGCUUUGUUUGGCUUCUUGUUACCUUUUUCUUGUUUUUGUUAGCUUUUUGAAGCCUUUAUUUUAAGCUUUGUUUUAAUGGGUGGGUGGGGAAGGCAAGGAGAUGAGUAGCAAAUGUGUUCCUUGGGGGUAUAUCCUCAUGUAGGGCCUACCUUUUUUUUUUUGGGUAAAUGAAUGUAGCUUUUCUUUA